This is a messenger RNA of Podospora anserina S mat+, 537 nucleotides long. RefSeq lists its product as uncharacterized. Lineage: Eukaryota; Fungi; Ascomycota; Sordariomycetes; Sordariales; Podosporaceae. The record is from RefSeq and is a predicted model, not a curated record. The coding region runs from base 1 to 537 and encodes 178 amino acids. The transcript has 2 exons.
AUGUUCUUCAAGGCCACCUUCCUUUUCUCCCUCCUCGCCACCUCUUUGGCUCUCCCCACUGGUACCGCUAGCCGCAACGUCGAGAAGAGAGGUAUUCUUCAGGUCCAGAACUACUCUCAGUUCCAAGUCUCCGGCGGUGUCGCUGGCAAUGCCCUCACCGAGGUCAAUGCCAAGUUUCCCAUCAAUCUGAAUAAUCCUGGCUCCGUCGACGCCGAGGAUCUCGCCAUCCUCAAGGCUGCUCGCAAGACGGCCGAAAACGCCGAGACCAAGGCCGGUGGCUUCAACGAGGCCAUCGAAGCGGCGGGCGGUGAGAAGACCACUACCGGCAGGGCUCUCCAGAACGGCAAGAUCAAGAACAAGGUUCUGAAGCUGCAGCUCCAGGUUAUGAUUGCUCAGAUUGAGGCUGCUCAGGGCAAGGACACUGCUGCGAAGCUUGCUGAUGUCACCAAGAAGUUGAACAAGAAUGUUGAGACUGAUCAGAAGAACGCUGGCCAGCUGAGCACUACUGUUAACUUUCAGGGUACUAGCCAGCCUUAA